Messenger RNA from Neocloeon triangulifer, 897 nucleotides. Its product is annotated as glutathione S-transferase-like. The transcript is spliced from 4 exons. The record is from RefSeq and is a predicted model, not a curated record. Gene Ontology annotation, biological process: glutathione metabolic process. Bases 62 to 679 code for a protein of 205 amino acids. Lineage: Eukaryota; Metazoa; Arthropoda; Insecta; Ephemeroptera; Baetidae. Gene Ontology annotation, molecular function: glutathione transferase activity.
GAAACGAAUAAAUAGCUGGCCAAAAACACUCUCGGCACAGAGAUUCAAACAAACCAAAAAUAUGUCCAAGACGAAGCUGACCUAUUUAAAUUUCACGGGCCGAGCCGAGCCGAUACGCUACAUGCUCCUCCAUGCGGGGGUUGAAUUUGAAGAUUGCAGACUUUCGCGAGAGGAGUUCUUCAACAAUAAGCAAAAUUUCCCUUUGGGCCAGGUGCCUAUUUUGGAGUUUGAAGGCAAAACUCUUUACCAAUCACACGCCAUUUAUCGCUUCUUGGCAAAGCGUUUCAACUUGGAAGGAAAGGACGAGUGGGACGCUUAUUGGUGUGAUGUUGCAUUCCAAACCAUUUUAGACGUCGGUUAUGCUUUCCAUCACGACAGAGGUUGGGAGAGAGAGGAAAAAUCUGAAGCUGUAAUGGCCAGACAUGCAUCCGACUUGACUAAAGCUGCCUAUUUACUUGAUAAACUUGAAAGCCAACUGGAAAAAAAUGACGGACACUUUCUCAAAGGACAACUUUCUUAUGCCGAUUUUUACUUGGCGGCGAACUUCAAUACUUUAAAUUACAAAGCCGGUGAAAAUAUUUUUGUCAACAAGCCCAGGCUGAAUGCUCUGAAGGAAAAAAUCGACAACCUGCCUGCGAUCAGAGCGUACUUAGACAAAUGUCCUCCAGUUCGAUUUUGAUAUAGAAGAAUUUUGGAAUAAAAACUAAAAGCAUAAUUAUGCAUGAAUACUAAAUAGUUUGUGCUCAAGCCGCUAAUUGAGGUUUUUUAUUUUCAAUUAAUCUAAAUAAUGAAUUUAAUAAUAAAGACGCAGCAGAGUGGCUUUUAAUAAAAAAAAUAAUAAUAAUAAUAAUCACAAAUAUCAGCAAUAGUAAAAUUAAUUAUUUUUCUUAAUUCUGA